Messenger RNA from Pangasianodon hypophthalmus (striped catfish), 4610 nucleotides. RefSeq names its product methylphosphate capping enzyme a (gene mepcea). Gene Ontology annotation, molecular function: O-methyltransferase activity; snRNA binding; RNA methyltransferase activity. Gene Ontology annotation, biological process: snRNA modification. The record is from RefSeq and is a predicted model, not a curated record. Lineage: Eukaryota; Metazoa; Chordata; Actinopteri; Siluriformes; Pangasiidae.
CCCUCGCUCACCACAGCGAGAAUCUGCAGCUGAAAGUUAUGUGUCGUCGGCUAGCUAGGAGUUUAACAGAAAAAAAAAAAAUUAACUGUGGUUAAUAUAUAAUAUUAUUAACUAUUCACACCUUCACACAGAUCCAUCAAUUCCAUAAUUCUAUAGAUAAUUUUAUUCAGGCCUUGUUUUCUGAGGGGUGUGUCUCCUUAAUCUUAUUUUUUUUUUAUCUUUAAUAUGACGUUAGCUAGCCACUGUGCUAACCAGAGAGCUAACUCAGUGACGGUUGCUAAAGCUGAAAACUGCUCGCGCUAAAACGACAGUUGCCAGAUUGUCAAGGCUGUUCUUUUGUUUUGUUUUUUUUGUUUGUUUUUUUUUUUUUCUUCUUCGCUUUAACAGCUUUUUUGGCGAGUCUACGAGAGACUGGUCAGUUAUUUAUUUAUUUAUUAAUUAAGUAUUAUUAUUAUUAUUUUUUAAAACCCCUCCUCCUUUUCGUCGACUUGAGCUUGGUCUUGGUGGAUUAUGAAUUAUUCAUGAGCGCGAGGAGAAUGUGACGCUCGGGGGGCGGGGUUUCAUGCGCCGGGAGGCGGAGUCACGCGCCACAGGAAAAUAAAUGUAAGAUCCUUCAGUGCGCUCUAACAACGCUGCACUGAUUAGAAGAUGAUAGAAAUGUCUGUUGAUAAAGAGACUGUUUUACUGAGCGACCAGCCGGCGUACGCGUCUUUACCCCAACAGCAGCCAGAACUUUCCGGAAAUGGCGCUGAAGAUCCUCAGCAGUCUGCUGAAACGCCGAACCUCGCCAACGAAGAUGGCGACUGUAACCUUGCUGAGGAGAAUGGAAACAAAACAGCCAUCAGCGACGACGUAGUGACGCAAAACCAAGAUGGUGUCCAGAAUCCUAAACCCCAUCAGCAGAGACCGAACAAACGCCGGUGUACGAUAAGCGGCGGAUUUAAGCAUCCCGUGUUCGGGAAACGUCGCCGCCGUGCCAACUCGGAGAGCGAGUCCGUCCUGCCCACCAACUUCCUUCUGGGUGGGAACAUCUUUGACCCGCUCAAUCUCAACAGCUUAUUGGACGAGGAGGUGAACCGGGCGUUAAACGCAGAGACGCCCAAAUCUUCUCCGCUGCCGUCUAAAAGCCGCGAUCCGGUCGAGAUCCUGAUUCCGAGGGACAUCACGGACCCGCUGAACCUGAACGGCUGCACCAGGGGCGACGCGGGCAUCGUGCUAACUCCGUUUAAAAGCGGCGGAGGACGGAGGAGACACCGGAACCGGCAGCACGGAGGAGCAAGAGGAGGUGUGGGAAGAGGAAGAGAAGGCGUGGUAGGAGGAACAGGAAGUGUCGAUAGCGUAGGAGGAGGUGAAGGCGUGGCCAUGGAGCUCAACCAAUCAGAAGGGUGCUUAGCGUCAGAAUCGGAGUGCACGUUAGCAUCCUCAGGGAAUAACUUCCAGAACAGCCCAGACGCCGAAGCUGUUCUAAACGAAGACGCGGCGGAGUGCAACUUCCCGCCAAAACAGGAAGUUCACGAGGAAAAAGACGGCACGCAGACGCCUGUGACGCACGCGCCGCACCGGCAGCGCAAACGGAAACGCAGCAGCAGCAGAUCGGAGAACGCCGGCGGCCCGUGUUGGGAUAAGAACCGAACGACGGGUCCGGAUUCGGCACAGCAACAUCCUCCACACCAGCGGGGGCAGCAGAGGAACCACCACAAACAGAACCCGAGAAACUGCAGUCAACCAAAACCAAACCAGCAACAACAACAACAACAACAACAUCAUCAUCACCAGCAGCAGCAGCAGCAGCAGAAGAAGAAGUUUCAGUACGGGAACUACAAUCAGUACUACGGUUACAGGAACCCGGGCGCGAUCGAGGACGCUCGGAUCCGCGUUUUUAAACCGGAAUGGUUCCAGGGGAAGGAAGUCCUGGAUUUGGGCUGUAACACGGGUCACAUGACUCUUACUAUCGCGAAAAACUGGCGGCCGGCACGCAUCGUAGGUCUGGAUAUAGACGGCGCGCUGAUCCACGCGGCGAAACAGAACAUCCGACAUUAUCUCUCAGAAGUGCACACGCUCCAGGCGAGGAAGGAGCGGAACGAGGACGAGACGCCGAACAAGAAGCCCGAAAUGACGAAGAAGCAGCGAGGAGAAGACGGAGAAGAAAAGGACAAAGAAACGCAAUCUGAAGCUGUCGGAGAAAAAGACGGAUCAGAGGACGGAGAGAAUGAGACGGACCAGGUCAGAGAAUCCGUAUCGUCCAACGGGAAUCGCUUAUUUCCCGUUUCGCUCUGCGUCUCCCGAGGACCGAUCGCCGCUCCUCCUCUCCCCGACACACCCGCACUUCCUCCUGGGAAUUUUCCCUCCAACGUCUCGUUCGUGAGGGGGAACUACGUGUUGGACAGUGACGUGUUGUUGGAGACUCAGCGUGAGGAGUUUGAUGUGAUUCUGUGUCUCAGUGUCACUAAGUGGAUUCACCUGAACUGGGGCGACGUCGGUCUCAGACGCUUCUUCCGCCGCGUGUAUCGUCACCUUCGGCCCGGCGGCGUCUUCAUCCUCGAACCCCAGCCCUGGAACUCCUACAGCAAGAGGAAGAAGCUGACGGAGACGAUCUAUAAAAACUAUUUCAGCAUCCAGCUGAAGCCGGAGCACUUCUCCUCCUUCCUGACCAGCGAGGUCGGCUUCUCCAGCUACGAGCUCCUCGGAACUCCUAACAGUUCAUCACGAGGAUUUCAGAGACCGAUUUAUCUGUUUCACAAAGGCCCUGGUCCUCAAAAGUGUGAGUGUGUGUGAGUGUGUGUGAGUGUGUGUGAGUGUGUGUGAGUGUGUGUGAGUGUGUGUGAGUGUGUGUGAGUGUGUGUGAGUGUGUGUGAGUGUGUGUGAGUGUGUGUGAGUGUGUGUGAGUGUGUGUGAGUGUUAAAUUGGGAUCAAGACGGCGUGCGAGCUCCAGGAGAUUCCCCGCGCACGUGAGCGCACCGCUGGAGGAAGUCGCUUUCAUCACUUCCUCCUGAGCGUCAGACAGAAACACAGACUGAGAUGAAACGAGGCGAGACUGAAGCGCGCGACUUCGUUCUUCUGUGUUUGCGGGAAAAAUUGUUUAAAAAAAAAAAAAAAAAAGUUUGUGUGUGUGAGAAUUUUGAACAGGUUUGAGAUUUCAACUAUUUUUUUUUUUUUUUUGUUAAAGAUUUGUUUGUUAUUUUGCUUUGUUGAUUGUAAGAAGGCGCGAGGUUCGUGCUGAUGAUCGGUUACACGUCGUAUCGCGAUACGCUUCAAGCUGCACUGCAUCAGUUCUAAUCAAAUUUUUCUGAAUCCUCGGAGACGGUUAUUAGAUUAGAUCUCCGUCCUCCGAAAGCAAAUCCGUCACUUCCUAAUCCGCAGGAAUUACUGUUUAUCCUGUUGUUGUGUUUUUAUCAUAAAUCUCGAUGAAACGUUACAUUAUCGCGAUGUGACGUGUUGAUAUCAGCACAGGCCUGGUUUAUCAAUUCAUCCACUCCGCUUUGUUUACUGUUUUUACUCUUCUGUGAUUUAUUUAUUUUUUUUUCUUAUAACACUCUCUCUCUUUCUCUCUCGCUCUCUUUCUCUUGCUCUCUCUCUCACUCUCUUUCUCUCGCUCUUUCUCUCUCUCUCUCUCUCUCUCUCUCAGAUCCCAUGAUGUAAACAGUGGAGUGUGAUUUGGGAUCAGACUCGUGUACUCUCACUUUUGUUUUCUUCUCUGUUUAAAGUCUUUAAAAUAAUAAACCCUCCAUCUGGAACCUGGUGCUUUACGCUCCUUCAGAGACUCGGCUAAAAACGAAUCCGUACUUUCACCAUCACGAUCGUCACCUAAACGUUUUUAUCGCGGUUAACGAUAAUAUUUUCUGUGGCGCCGUCGUGUUUCUCUGCAAACGUCACCGACAGUUUAUUAGCGUUCCUCAGGUCGGAUCUGAACUAGCGAAUUUUUUUUUUUUUUUUUUUUUUUAGGUACUAAACAUGACUAGCAGGGUAAACUAGCUAUAUAAUCGAGGUCACAAGGUCAUGUUACGUCGCUGAUCUUUUUGAUCCAAACGUAAAUACGGCGUUCUGUAAGACACGAUUGUAAACGACUCGUCGGAUCUCGAGCGAAACGCAGCCGAGGUUUAUUCACGCUGUUUUAUUUUUUUAAACGUAAACCAGCGUCAAUACGUUAAACGACAAAAUCGCAAGCUGCGAAGGCUCGACCUCCAUCGUGUUUUUAACGGAGGAGUUUUUAAUAAUAACGUGUUCUUUUCCGACACACGUUCUACUGUUCUACUUCAUUACGCGUCCUGUUUAAUGGACGAGGAUUAAAAUCGAGUCUGUUGCUAAAAAAACACUUACGAUAAAAAUGGACGUAACUGCAGAAGAGACGAGCUGAAGUCACUCUGCUUUUUUUUUUCUUUUGCGUCUCCUCUCUGGACACGACGCAUCUGUGAGUUCAGAACAAAAAAACGAGAAACAUGGCGAAAUCAUCGUCUUCUCUCUCUCUCUCUCUCUCUCUCUCUCGUACUCAAUUUUAGUUCGAGUCUUUAAAAAAGCGAGGUAUUAAAUCCUUAACGGAUCAGAUGAAUGUUGUGUUAAAGCUAUAACAAACACAUCAUUGUGAUUGGAUAAUAAACUGAAUUUUGAUUUAA